AUGGCACUUUUUGUCUCUCGGCUCAGCAGCAGCAACGCAUGGGGUACCAACAAUGCGGGCGUAGUUGCUCCACGAAACCGUUCACGUGUUGCUUGCCAGAGCUGUAACCAGCGAAAAGUGCGUUGCGACGUGGUCCACGCUGGCGGUAAUCCGUGCUCAAACUGCCAACGCGAUGGGGCAUCUUGUGUAGUACUUCCUCGGAAAAAGCAUCGGCCUCGAAGGAAAAAGGGCGAAGUGCUCGCGUUACGGGAUACAAACCGAGAUGGGUCUGGGACUUCGUACGCAAAGACUGCCCCUGGCAGGAUGUUGGAGCAACCCAUUGAUGCUAUACAAAAUGAUGAUUAUGACCAGGCCGUGACGGAGGCAGUUUCGACUGAAGACACCUCUUUCACUUACAUCGGUGAUAGACGAGGUCCACGUCAUUCUGUAUACGACCUUUGUCAUCCCGAAUCCCCGGAAGAGACCCUGCAUAUGCCCUCCAGUAUAUCCGCAGCAAUAUCACACAAACCCCAUGAGCUGGAAUACAUGCGCCUCCAGGGCGUCUUUUCUAAACUUCCAGAUGACGUGUGCGACGAGCUCGUGCGAUGCUACUUUCAGCAUGUCCACUUCUUCCUCCCGAUCAUCGAUGCUCCUGCAUUUCUCAACGAGUAUCGCAGCAAUGGCUCCCGCAAUGUGAGCCUGCUGCUGUAUUGGAGCAUGCUCUUGGCCGCAGCAAAUUUUGUCGAUACAGACGUCUUGCAAAAAGCAGGGUUCACCAGUAGGAAGGCCAUGAAGACCGCCAUGUAUGAACGUGCCAAAUGUCUCUACGAUGUCGAUCGAGGAACCGAAAAGCUCAUUCUUAUCCAGUCAGUCAUUCUGUUAGGGUUUUGGUAUACCGAUCCCCAAGACCAUACUGGAGCUUGGUAUUGGAUAGGGAUUGCCAUUUCUCUAGCCCAAAACAUUGGCCUCCACAGAUCUGUUCGCCUAAGAGGGCGUGCACAGAAGCCCCUUUCGACCGCACGAGAAUCUCUGAUGCGUCGCAUAUGGUGGGCAUGCGUUGUCAGAGAUCGAUGGGUAUCUUUGGCUCGGGGCCGUCCGAUGCGCAUUCAUAGCGAAGACUGCGAUACACCAUUUCCUGUAGUAGACGACGUCUUGAACGAGCUAGAAGCCGUUACAAGCCCAGAGAGCGCCAAGUUUAUCCCCACUGACUCAAGAGCUCUGACCGAGAUGUGGAUUCGGCUUGUGAAGAUAUGCGAUACUCUGGGGAACAUCGUAAGAGUUCAUUAUCGUGUGAACGGCAUCAUACCUACUAUGGCGGAGAUUGACAAAUAUGCACAAGAGCUACAAGCGCUGGCGCAAGACGAAGUUAUCUCGGGCGAUUCUAGUGAGGAGCUGAGCAUUCAUGCAUAUCAGAUCGAUUUACUUUACCAAGCUUCAAUCGCAAUCUUAUAUCGGCCUUACGCCUUGAGUCGAUCUAGCUCUCUUCCAGCUGGAGCACUUCCACACUGGCGACAAACGGCCACGACCCGAGCUCGUGAAGCUGCCUCAAAUACGAAUGGGCUGCUACAGAGCCUCAUUGAGCUUGACGCGAUACGGUACUUGAAACCAAUGAUAAUCACUGCAAUGAUACCGGCAAUGCAGAUUCAUCUCUAUGACUGCAAAUCUGCCAACUCUUUAAUCCGCGGCCUUGCAGAGAACAAACUUCAGCUUCAUAUGCUUGUGCUCUCAAAUCUAAGAGGGACGUACUGGAGCGCGGAUGUCAUGUAUCGGCUGUUUGAGCGAGCUCAGACCAUCCUAAAGAAAGGGAGUUCCCAACUACCAAAACGAGAAAAGAUCUCGGACCAUCAGCUUAAUCGAGUAGUUACAUCUGAAAGCAUCGACGAGAGAAGUUUUAUCCAGGUUCAGCACGAAUUGCAGUUGCAGCCACCGCCAGCGCCAGCGCCAGCGCCAGCGCCACAACAGCCCCAGCCUGAUGGAAUCUCCAUGCUCAUGACACCAGACACUUCGAUGAUGAUGGGCGACCAGCAGCCAGCGAACCAAUGGUUUAGCGAAUCGCCGCAGUUUAGCGAUGUCGACCAGUUGCUGAGCCCGGGCUUUUACCUCUCUGAAGACGUUCUUCCGGAUUUUGUUCUUGGCUACGAAAACAGUGCCGUGUAUGGCCCACUUGUUGUAGGAUCGAGCAAGAUGACUGACGAGAUGCUAUAA
Messenger RNA from Trichoderma gamsii, 2184 nucleotides. RefSeq lists its product as hypothetical. Gene Ontology annotation, molecular function: DNA-binding transcription factor activity, RNA polymerase II-specific; zinc ion binding; DNA binding. Lineage: Eukaryota; Fungi; Ascomycota; Sordariomycetes; Hypocreales; Hypocreaceae. Gene Ontology annotation, biological process: regulation of DNA-templated transcription; DNA-templated transcription. The record is from RefSeq and is a predicted model, not a curated record. The transcript is spliced from 8 exons. Bases 1 to 2184 code for a protein of 727 amino acids.